GUUUUAUUUUAAAAAAAUUCUAUUUUUACUGUUUUUUGAUAUAAGGAUUCUAAUAUUACUGUUGAGAAGCUGAAUAGAGAGAAUCCGUCAACCUCUUGUCUCACGCAUACUAUAAUUAGAUUUUCGAACCAUUAAAACCAAAAAGCCCAAAAAACUAACAAAAAAACAAAACAAAAACCACCUCACCUUCCCAUUCCACCAAAACCACUUUUAUCGUUUUUAUCAAUUUGUUUCCUAUUUUUCCAAUUUUACAAAACCAAUAUACCCAAUAUCCAAAAAAAAAUUUCAAAUUCCUCCUUUAAUUUUCUGGUUCUUGCGGUCUGACGAGUCAUUAGCGGUGGCGUUGGGUUUUUGAAUUAGGAGCGUACACGUGUAAAAAUGGUAACGGCUGUGAUGGAAGGGGAGUGGGGCACGUGGGAGGAGCUCUUAUUGGGCGGUGCCGUACUCCGCCAUGGGACUCGGGACUGGGACACGGUCGCCGCCGAACUCCGAGCAAGAGCCCUUUGUUCUUACAAUUAUACCGGACAGGUGUGCAAAGCCAAAUAUGAAGAUUUGCAACAUCGUUAUAGAGGAUGCACGGCUUGGUUUGAGGAGCUACGAAAGAAGCGAAUGGCAGAGCUGAGGCAGGCUUUGGACCAUUCAGAAGACUCAAUAGGAUCUCUUGAAACAAAACUUGAAACUCUGAAGGCUGAAAAAGGCGUCCCUCGAGUCAACUAUGCCUCCAGCCAAACUGAAUCACCUUCAACUUUGCAAAAGUUAGAAGGAGUUGAUUCCUUCAGUAAAGAGUCCAAGGAUGGUCUUUCUGCUGGUAGUUUUACUCUGGAAACAAGAACAAGCUGGUCGGCUGAAUGUCUAAAUCCGUGCACUGUCUCAGCCGAAGAGACAGAGACAAAGCUUAAAGAUUUACACUCUUUCAAGACAGCAGAAGCGUGUAAUACUGAGAAGUUAGCAGACCAUGUACAUGAAAGACAAGGAAGUAUACUUAAGAAAAGGAGAGGGAAAAGAAAGAGAAAAGAUUGUAGCAGGGACAUCAAAGAAAGCAGUGUUGGAGAAAGUGGAUUCUUAGAUUCAGCUGAGGCUGUAACUGCUUUUCGGUCUAAAGAAAAUACAACCAGCGAUUGUGGUGAGGUUUCUAGAUCUUCUGGUUUAGAUAAUCAGAGUAAAGGGACAAAGAAGGAUAGCAUUGAUGAUCUGUUGAAGAUUUUCAACUCCAUUGUGGAACAUAAAUGUGCCUCUACCUUUCGUCGUCGGCUUGACAGCCAGAAGAGAGGAAGAUACAAGAAAAUGAUUAGGAAGCACAUGGAUUUUGACACUUUAAGAUCAAGAAUCACCAGCCGAUCGGUGAUGUCAGUUAAAGAGCUCUUUCGAGAUCUUCUGCUGCUUGCGAAUAAUGCCUUAGUUUUCUACUCCAAGAACACACGUGAACACAAGUCUGCUUUGCUUCUAAGAGACCUCACCACGAAAACAUUGCUCCAGCAUUUCAAAGACUCUACAAGCAUCAAGGCUGCCUCAGCCAACAUCUCUGUCAUAACAACAAUUCAAAGUAGUCCUCCUCCUCUUCCUCCUCAAGUUAAACCCAGAAGCAAUCAUUCUGGCAAUAACAAAAACUCGGCUGUUAAACCAACCCAUCCGAAGAUUAAUGAUGCUGCGAAGAGUCCCAAGAAAGGCUCUAGUCAGGCAAGAAGAGUUGGACGUAAAAGUAAUACUCAACAACAACCAACCGUUGCUCCUGCAAAGGGAAGGAAACGAGGCCGGGUAAGGUGAAAGUAGUGCAAAUUUAAAUUGGUUCAACUAGUACUAGCCUAUGUUAAACCAGGUAGAGCUUCAGGGUUUAGAUUCAGCAGAUAUGGUAGCCUAGGGAUGUCUUUCUUGUACAAAUUUUUAGUCUUUUUCAUCUGGUAAUGUAAGACUUGAGAAGUUAUGAUCUUUCAAUGUAAUAUACUUAGCUGAAAAGGAACACAAGAAUAUGAUUUUGUAGAGCAGUUACCUGAUGUUCUUUCUCUAUUUUGUGCCUAUAUUUGUAAAACAUGCACCUCGAGUUUUGUGAUCA
This is a messenger RNA of Cannabis sativa, 2050 nucleotides long. RefSeq lists its product as uncharacterized. Gene Ontology annotation, cellular component: NuA4 histone acetyltransferase complex. Gene Ontology annotation, molecular function: protein binding. The record is from RefSeq and is a predicted model, not a curated record. Lineage: Eukaryota; Viridiplantae; Streptophyta; Magnoliopsida; Rosales; Cannabaceae. The transcript has 5 exons. Bases 379 to 1764 code for a protein of 461 amino acids.